CUCAAAUUCUGACUCUGAUCCUGCGUAUAUUUAUCUUUUAUAUGUUUUUCCUUUAUGCAGUCUAAUUUCAAUGUUUGCUUUGUUAUUUUUUUCCCCCAGAUUUGCGCGUUUUCUUAUCCUCAGGGUUUGCUGCCUGAUGAUGACAAGGCCGUCAACGGCGUCGCCCGUCGUCCUCUCCAGGCAUGCUUCCAUGCUUUUUUUUGUGCAUUGUUUACAUCGCAUUUUCCUUCGCAACAUGGCAAGAAGAAUGAACACAAAUGACCUUAUAUCACCUUGGCAAACUGAGUGGAAUAAAAAUGAAUCCAUAUUUGCACUGCAUAAUAAUACAAAAGCACAUAAUACAAAGUCCAAAGUAAAGAAGAAAAACUACUCUGGUGCAAACAUGCCAACAGACUCGAAUGGUGAUGCAUUUCAACAUUAUAUUGAUACUUGCCAAUAUAUGGAAGAAUAUCGACAGCGUAAAUUACAACACGUGGACUUAAAUAAAAAUGUUACUGUUGAUACUGGUGGUGAAGUGGCUGCAAUAUGUAACAAAAUUUUUAUUGAUUUAAAAUAUAGAGAGGAAACCCCUACUGUUCGUUUUGAAGGAUCAAUUGGCAAUGAUAUGCUAUCUGGUUAUCGAUUAGGAGUUCAAAAAGAAAGUAAAUUAUCUUCGAAGUAUGUACAAAAAGAAAGAAGAAAUGGAGUGAAGCGUCAGUCUUGCAGAGUAAUACAAAAAAUCGCGUCAAAAGAAAAAGCCGUUCUAAGUUUACCGAAAUGUGACAGUGUGUGUAUGCCGAAUAAUAGCGCUAAGUCUUUAACUUCAGAAAACAUACUCUCAUGUUUCAAACUUAGCAAAUUAUUGUUAGAACCUGGAUUAAAUGCUCCUCGAAACGUUAAGAAGUCGCCAAACUUGAAACCAGAUACAUUAUCAAAGACUAGUAAAUUACGUUCUUCUGAAGAAACAAAACUAUCAACGAAAAUAACGAAUGGGGAACAGUAUGACGAUUAUAGUGAGCUCGUCAAGAGAAUGUUGGAACGCAACGAGCAAAGGAAUGAAGACAAAACACAAUCUGAGAAGACAAACAAAACCAAUUUAUCUCCUUUUUAUUUAAUGGCGACUACAUAGGAUAAAUUAAAGUUGCAUUUCACCUCUGAUUGGUUCCCUUUAUUUUGUUGCAGUUCUUUAUCUUGAUUCAAUUUUUUUCACCUUUUUUAUAAGUCAGGGAAUAUCAAAAGUAGGUCAAAAUACCAGGGAUAAAUCGGGGAAUUCGGGAACCUUGAUUGUCCGAGUGCAAAUGUAAUUAUGACAUGAAAAUGUUUUUUGUUUUAAGCAAUUUAUGUGGAGAAGUGAAGAAAUUAUUGUUUUAGUUAUGAAAAUCUGAAGGGGUUUACAUUUUUUUCAUAUUUAUAUAUAUGUGCGUAUAAAAAACCUUUUCUCGACUAAUAUUUGUAAAUUUUGGUCGACUUGUGAUGCAUUUUUGCUAUUAAAAAUUAUUUUUGUCAAUUUCAUAGAUUAUCUGAUUGAAAAUUAUUUAUGGUAUAUUGUAUUGUAAUAAAGUAUAUAUAUAUUUUUAAAAUAUAGAUUGGAUGCCACAGUUAUCGAAAUUAGUGUCAUCUUUACCAUGUUUCCGCAAACUGUAUAAUUAUAGUUCUUUUUCGUUAUCUUUUUCUGCUAAAAAAUAUACUUUACAUUCUCAGGA
Messenger RNA from Hydractinia symbiolongicarpus, 1682 nucleotides. RefSeq lists its product as uncharacterized. Bases 71 to 1108 code for a protein of 345 amino acids. Lineage: Eukaryota; Metazoa; Cnidaria; Hydrozoa; Anthoathecata; Hydractiniidae. The record is from RefSeq and is a predicted model, not a curated record. The transcript has 4 exons.